UACAUCGCAGCACUCAGUGGAAGUGAGCCCGCUGCUGCUGCUGCCGCCAGGUGCCGUUGUGUGGCACUGUAGUGUGCCUGCAAUAGAAGCUGCCCGUCUGUGCUCGAGUGUAGACGUGCUUUUCGUACGCUUGCGCCCAACUUUCGCCUCUCAACCUGUUGCGCGUUCGCCGAUAGAGUACUGAUUCGUGCCUUCUGCCGCGUCCCACAGUUGAUUGUGGCCAUCGUGCGCCGUUCCAGUGAAUAGUGAAAAAAACAUUUUAGUAAAGGUGAAGCAAAAAAGUGCACGGUGCGUGUGCGUGUGUGUGUGAGGUGUAGUAAAAAGGUGCGCGAGUGUGUCGCUGCUGCCGCCGCAUCCUUUUCCCGCAACAGGACAGGAGCAAUACAGGAUUCCAUCACACUGCGCCUUUGUGUGUCGCUCUCUUUCUAUUGCGGUGCGCCGAAUACUGACCUCCUUUUGCGCCGUACAGUGUUUAUGAUAUCCUUGUUGUGUGUGAGAACGCAGUUCACUUUGGAAAAGUCGUGUCUUUGGCUGUGCGUGUGCCGUGAAGCGGAAAACAGUGAACCAUCGGCUCGUUGUGUGUGUACGUGUGGGGGAAAAUUGGAGUGUAUUUCCACCAAUUUCGUAUCAAAAGUGUGCAAAUUGCGGAGUUUUUUGAACGUGUUAACUGAUUAAACUACUUUAGUAAGAACAUAAAGUGUGACGUUACCAUUCGUAAAUUUUGAUAUCCAGAGAGACAGAGAGAGAGAGUCGCUCGAAGCAAGAAUAACUGGUGUAAAACUAACAAUAUAAAUAGCUCCAGGUACCUUUUGUGAAGAGGUAUUGAACAGAAAACAUUCCAAAAACUACUUCCAAGGAAAUGAAGUAACGAUUAGCUUGACAAGAGCUCCGGCUGCAUAUCCAACGGUCAUGCUUUACCACACAUCCGAGGAACUUUCGUGCGCAAGAACAUUCGCUAUUAUGCGUUAGUGCGUUAGAGUCCUUUCCUUUUUCAACAUCUCCCCAUGAUUAUGCCGUUUAUUUGUGUAUAAAGUGUGUGUCUGUGUGUGUGUGUUUCAAAGUUCCGUUUGUGGACCACCCCGCUUACUUUGUGCUGGUUCGCAAAGAUCCCUAUCUAACCAAGUAAAAAGUGUGCUACAGAAACAAAUUAGUAAAGUGAUUUUGUUUUGCGAGAAAACACCAGCGUCCAGUUUCCAAGUUGCGUCAUAAAACUACCCUGCCCUCACUGCUGCUCACUGCCAAGAAUUUGGCAACCGUGUAGACAUCAAAGACGAACCUCGAGGCAACACGGCUCCCGAGAAGUAGUAAUACGCUCUCUUCUGUGUAUUUGCACGACGUAACCGCCUUUUAGGAUAUGCUCGCCCAAAGCAACAUCCAGCAGCAGCAGCAGCAGCUGCUGCCCGCGGCAAUCGUCGCCAGCAGCCCGGCCGCCACAACCACCACCGCUAGCAGCACCACCGUCAGCACCGGCAGCCCCAGUGCCGCCGCCGUGAUUCCGGGUGACGGCACGAAGCCGCAGCAGCAGCAGCAGCAGAUGAUACUUCCGGGGCAUGUGGUGGUGCUGCAUGUGACGACAUGCGGCCAGAGCGGGGCCGGGCUCGGCUCGGACGAGAAGGAGGUCGUGCUGCUGAUUUACGUAAUCAUCGACGUGCAGACAAAUAAUAUAAUUGGCGUAAAGCAGUAUCUAGUCCGGCCGAGGAAUUCGACAUUCCGCACCGAGUCAGCACCGGGCGGCAGCUCGAUCGGUGCCAAUAACAGUCUUACCGGCAGCAACAGCAACAUCAGCAUCACCAGUAGCACCAACAGUACGGCCAGCGGGUGCCCCGCCGGCAUUAACGCGCCGUCCGCGGCGCUGGACGGCAGCAGCACGACGGCGAUUGCGACCAUCCCGGGCGGUGCUGCGUCCCCGGGUGCCGCACCGUCGCCACCGGAAUGUGCAAUAACGCAGGAGAUCCCGGCAAUCGAGUCGCUGGUGCAGACGAACGGGCGUCCCCUCGAGGAAGUGAUCCAACAGUUUGAUGAGUACACCAAGUCGCUCAACCUGGACCCGCACUGUGCCAGCUUUCGACUAGUCACCGACGGGCAGCUGCCACUCCGGCAGUGUCUCCAUCCCGAAGCGAGUGCCAAAGUCAUCGACCUGCCCCAGUACUAUUGGCGGUUUUGUGACCUGCGGAAGGAGUUUGUCCGCUUCCAGGCCGGCGAUCUGUCCCGCGCGCUCGUCCCCGUGGCCGAGGCGCAAAAGCUCCAGUCGAUGCCGAGUCUGCCGCCAACGCCGGCCUCGGUUGCGGAAAUUAUUAAAGAUCUGGACCUGCCAGCCUGUCAGGAUAACAAUGAAUUCUAUGUCAAGGAGGCACGCGACAUGGUGACGAUCGUGAAACAUCUCAUCUCACUAGGACACAAAUUUGAAGCAAACGAAAUCAUAAACCUUAAUCUGGAGCCGGGCAUAUGCUCGAUUGAUGACGAAAUCGAUGGAACGUGUAUAGUGCGCGCACGUGGACUGCCGUGGCAGAGCAGCGAUCAGGACAUUGCCAAGUUCUUCCGUGGACUGAAUGUGGCCAAGGGUGGUGUAGCUCUUUGUUUAUCACCGCAAGGACGCCGCAACGGCGAAGCAUUGGUACGGUUCGUGUCACAGGAACAUCGCGAUAUGGCGCUCAAGCGGCACAAGCAUCACAUUGGCAAUCGGUACAUCGAGGUGUAUCGAGCCAACGGGGAGGACUUCCUGGCCGUGGCCGGUGGUGCAUCCAACGAAGCACAAGCCUUCCUGUCGAAGGGCGCACAGGUAAUCAUCCGGAUGCGGGGAUUACCCUACGAUUGCACUGCCAAGCAGGUGCUUGAUUUCUUCGCCAACGGUGAGAACAGUUGCAACGUGCUGGACGGUGCCGAUGGCAUCCUUUUCGUGAAGAAACCGGACGGCCGAGCGACCGGGGACGCGUUCGUACUGUUCGAGCAGGACUCGGAUGCCUCGAAAGCACUGUCGAAGCAUCGGGAAUCGAUCGGGCAGCGUUACAUCGAGCUGUUCCGCUCGACGACGGCCGAAGUGCAGCAGGUGCUGAACCGGUCCAUGGAUCCGAAGACGUACGAGCCACCGCAACCGCCACUGAUCGCACAGUUACCACAGAUGCAGCUGCUGCCCCAGCACGUCAUCACCAGCGGUGUCGAGAAGAACUGCAUCCGGUUACGCGGGCUGCCGUACGAGGCGAAGGUGGAGCACAUACUCCACUUCCUGGACGACUUUGCUAACCACAUCAUCUACCAGGGCGUACACUUGGUGUACAAUGCGCAGGGCCAGUUUAACGGCGAAGCCUUCAUCCAGAUGGACUCGGAGACGGCCGCGUACCAGUCGGCCCAGCAGAAGCACCACAAGAACAUGAUGUUCGGCAAGAAGCAGCGCUACAUCGAGGUGUUCCAGUGCUCCGGCGAGGACAUGAACAUGGUGCUGAACGGGGGCUUCCAGCAACCGGGCAGCCUCUCGAAACCGUCCCUGCUCUCACCGGGUAUGUUACCGACAGCGGCCACACAGCCACCGACACAAUCCCCGCAGACGCUCUCACUCUCCCAACUUUCGCUACCGAUUCCGCCGCCGCUCGCCCUCUCGGUGCCGCCGCCCAGCCAUCAGCUGCUGGCGCAGCAGCAAGCACAGUACAUUGCGCAGCAGAACCUGCUCGCCCGGCAGGCGGCCGCCGCCGCCCAGCACCAGCAGCAGCAGCAACACCACCACCACCCGCACCACCACCAUCACCACCAGGAGCAGCUGAUGCUGCAAAACCUGGGCAUGUACAUGGGCGGUCCGGCGACCAGUGUUGCCACCUCGCUGAGCGUAUCGCACGGCGCGGGCGGAGCAAUGGCCGCUACACCGACCUACGUGACAGCGGGCGGAGGUGGUGGUGCUGCUGCUACUGCUGCCCUGUCGUCCUCGGUGACGGGUGCCGCCAGUGCCGGUGGGCUGGCUGCCUUCGGGCACAGUCCUGCCACCGCGGCAGGGUUAGCAGCGGCCGGGCUGGGCGCUACUUCGGCAGCGUCCGGUGCCGCGGCAGCUGCCGGCGGUUUGCCGCCCCAUCUGGCCGCCGCUCAUCCGGGCGCCCAGUACGCACCGCUCUACUUUAUGCACCGCCACGCCGCCAUGCUCGGUUCGAACGGCGGGGGCAUACCGAUGAGUUUGAUGGCACCGUCCCAUGCCGCGGCGGCGGCGGCGGCACAGCAUGCCGCCGCCUACAGCCAGCUGCAUCACUUUGGUGCGGGCGGCCAGGUGGGUGCCGGUUCGGGUGCGUCCAGCUCGCUGGCGCACCACGGAUCGGCCGCGCUGAUGCACCAUCCCUCGCAGCACCAUGCCAUGCAGGCGAUGGCAGCGGCUGCCGCCUCGCAGUCGGCCGCCGCCGCCGCCGGCAUGCUUCCGUCCAAGCGGUCGUACGACAGCGCGUUCCGGGGCGACCAGUCGGCGCUGGGAAGCGGUGCCGGCAGCAAACGGCCGUUCCACGGUACGCCGGCGCAGGGGACAGCUGCUGCUGCGGCGGCGGCCGCUGCCGCUGCCGCCCUGUACGCUCCCUACUACCAUCCGCAUAUAUGAGCGGAUGGGGCAGACUGUAGAGGAGGAGUAUGUUGCGUGACACAUUUUGAGGUGCAAAAUUCGCACAGCCUGAAAAUAUUCGCAUCAGAUGCACACAGACACAGGCAGCUUUACAAUUUUGCUAGCGUUUUUUAUAUGGGAUGUACAAGGAUAGGCUCAAACUUAUUGUGUCAGCUGACUUUUUUGACCCGUGGCCUGUGUCACCAGGGGUCCGGGAGGAGUGCCUUUACACACCACCACGCCGUACCGUUUAUUUGUUUAAAACAUACUUACCGUCACUGAAAGUACUUAUAUUGGUAAAAUAAUGAAUUAUCUACCAAGCGCGUUGAGUUGAUUGUGUUGAAGAGUUUCGCGAAGACGACAUGUGCUUGCUGCUGGUUGCCGGCUGUAGGUUGAGCCUUGUUUUUUGGCGGCUGUGUUUCCUUAUUUCUUUCAAUAUACAACAGGACAAUAAUUUUCUUCACUCCCCAACGAGCACUCAUUAUGUUCCUCUCUUUUGUGUGUGUGUGUGCGCUCGUCCCCACCGUUCCUUUUCUGUUGUUGUACCCUCUUUUUUCUCUCUUCACUUUAACGCCCAAUUUCAUUUCCAUUUCUGUUCCUGGUAUUUCUUUGCCCGUUUCGUUUGCUCUUCUUAAAUUGCUUGUUACCUUUUAAGGAAUGAAGUUUGGAGGGUAUGGAAAUGGUGGGAUUUUUCGUGGUCAAGGGCGAUGCGCUGGUGUGUGUGUAGAGAAAGAGAGAGAGCGUAUGCAAGCGUUGAGGAAGCAUUCCUUUUUAUACUUUAUCCCCACAAAAGGGGGACCCAUUCACCCGAAUAUCCCAUUUUUCCUUUCCUUUACACAAUCACACGUACAUUCCAUCCACUAAAGGACGCAUUGAAUAGAUUUAUAAGUACGACCACACAUACCUUCUUCACACUCUUGAUCUUCCCUUCUUCACAACCCCCUUCCUUGCCCUCCCAAACACACACACACAAACACAACAAAAUCGGGACUGCAAUAUAGAGGCCGUAUUCUGUAAAGUACCUUAAUAGGCUAAUCGCAUUGUGUAUUUGUGAGCAGUGGUGUGGUGUGCGUUAUAAACAUGUGUUGGUAGCGAAGCGGCUGGGAAAGAUAGCGGAGAUGAACAGGAGGAGGAGGAGGAUGUUGCGAUGGGAUCAUGAUGGGUAGGAGAGAAUUCAAACGGUGUUGGGUCGUGGCAGUUUGCGUACCACCAGAGGAGUACGCGUUUUCUUUUUCUGUUUAACAUUACCACCUCUUACCCACCACUCCCUCCCCCCACCCCCACUGUAUGUGUGCGUUUAUGUUUGUUGUGUGUGUGUGUGUAUGUAGCGGGAGGAAAGCGGUACACGAUCGAUCACACUAUUAUAGAGCAAUGUGUAAAACAAAUAAUGGGCUUUUUUUUAGUAGUAAGCAGCAGGAGUAGGAGCAGGAGCUUCUUAAAACCAGACAAAAAGGGAACGUCGUUGUGUGUAAUGUGUAGUGUAUGUAGUAUGCAAGUAUGGGGACGGCCCAGGUUCGGUCGCUCUUGUUCGACGGAGGAAGGGGGGAGGUGUGUUGUGCAUCUCUGCUGACUCUCUUAAUCCAUUCUCACAGUCCAUGCCGUUUUGUUUAACAUUUAAUGAAAGCACAAACAGUUAAUUAUUUUCCUUAAUUCAUAUACAAAGUUAACAAGUGUUUUUGGAACAUUUAUUCUAAAUUUUGCAAUUACUUUCCAUGUUUAACGUACCAUUCCCGUAAAGAAUUAUUUGGCGUGACGCUUCUUUCGUUCCAUAAAGCUGUAAGAAGAAGGACAGAGUAUAUAACUGCAUUACGCUGUGAUCGCUUUCCACACCUUUCUAAAUAUGUUCCAAAACGGGGAAUUGGGUGUGUGGCACCCAAUCAAAUAACUCAUUGUCCCUGAAACAAAACAAGCAAAACAAGCAAAACAGCAACAAACAAAAAAGAUGUCGACAAGAAGGUGUAGUAGUAGUAGUGCUAGCAAUCAUAAUCAUAAUUUUAAUAAUAAUACAUUCCAUUAAUCGUAAACAAGCGCGGGGGAGCGAUCGCGCGCACGUCCAGAAAGAGGCAGAUGGAAGGGCUUGCAAAAUGAUGAUGAUGGCAACUUGCGGAUGGCAUCCGUUAUAUAUAUACAUUUUUUGUUUGUUUAAUCAUUUACUAUUCAUAUAUCAUAUGUUAUAGCAACUAACAACGCACACACCACGUGCAGGUUCGAUUCCUUUCUUAAAACGUCCAUUAGGCAUGCUAAUUUACUUCUGUUUUUUUUUAGUGAUUAAGUGAAACAUUUUUAAAAACUCGAUUUACACACAACACCUUAUAUCCCCCCUCGGAAGGCAAACUUAUCUGUUGUUGUACUUUUAGUGUAACACCUGGCUAUAACUAUAAUAGUUAAAAUAUUGUUUAGUAUGGUAGCUUUUAUCGGCAAUUAUUGAAUUGAGUGUAUGUAUGUGUGUGUGUGUGAGUGUGCUGGAUUCCAUAAAAAAAUGGUUUCAUUGUUUGUUGCAAUAGUGGUUUGAUGUUGUUUUUUAAAUUAAUUUAUAAAUGAUUCAAAAAAGGAUGAAAAGUCGAUGUAAUAGGAAUCCGAGUAGGAGAGGUUUGUUCUUUUGGUAAUUGGAUGAGGACAUAGGCGCUUCUUCUCGGUUCAUAACAUUAUUUGAUGAUUUUUGUUUAGCACUUUCACUUUAAUAUGCCUAACUUUAAAUGUUUCAUUUUAGCAAUAUCAAUCUUUUUUUAUUUACCACAAAACGAAGCAACAAUUAUUAGCACACAUUUGCUCGGAAUAUGCUAUAAAUGCUAAUAAAAACACGGGUAAUAUCGUCGUUCUAAACGGGUCGGUUUUCCGUCAUGCACACACAUACAUACAAUCACACCAACACACAAACACACUGAGCUUAAUCAAACACCUAUUCACGGCUAAAAAAGCGAAUAAGGGAAAAGGUAUUGAAGCAAAGGAAAAUCAAAAUCAAGUGCACGAAAACUCUAAAACAAACAAAGCAAGACAAGAAAGGUAAUAUCUGCUAGCAAUUAUUAUAAAAACAGUGGCUCACUCAUGUGCGGAAAAUAGACGGAAAUAAUUUAAUAUAUAUAUACAUAUACAAACAUGGUGGUAACCGCGUUGAGAUGAUGGAAUACACACAAUUAAUAUAGAGUAUCUCUCUCUAUCUCUCUCUUUAGGCUUAAGAUCAUCGACAAUAAUAUAAGCGAGAUUUUGUUUCUUACCUUUA
Molecule: messenger RNA, 7784 nt
Organism: Anopheles gambiae (African malaria mosquito)
Lineage: Eukaryota; Metazoa; Arthropoda; Insecta; Diptera; Culicidae
Gene: fus
Product: RNA-binding protein fusilli
Exons: 12
Coding region: 1355-4564 (1069 amino acids)
Biological process (GO): regulation of RNA splicing
Cellular component (GO): ribonucleoprotein complex; nucleoplasm
Molecular function (GO): mRNA binding
Source: RefSeq, a predicted model, not a curated record